AUGAAAAGCUGCUUCCGUGCCCUUCGCCAUCCCGAAAAGUGGACCAGCGCUCUCCCACUCAUCCUGCUGCACGUUCGAGCAUGCCUCAAGCCGGACCUGAGCUACUCCGCCGCCAAGCUCGUUUUCGGCACGCCCCUACGCCUUCCGGCCGACCUCGUCACCCAGCAACCUCCCACUUCCUCUGAAACCCAGCCACAAGCCACUCUGAGCGCUCUCGCCGAUGCCGCGCACGUUUUCCUCCGGGCUCCAACCCCUCGCAAGUCCCUAGACCCCCCCUACACAGGACCCUACCAUGUCAUCUCCCGGUCCGAGAAGACCAUGGUGCUUGACAUAGGCGGCCGCCAGGACACAGUUUCGGUGGACCACGUCAAGCCGGCCUUCGUGGAAAACGAAGACUUCCCCCUUGCCCUCCAGACCGUCGCCAUUCCGCCUUCUUCCCCUAAGCCCAAGCGCGUCUCCUGGGGACCAGCUCCAUCAAUGCGCCUCCGUCUGACGGUGGGGGGACGGCACAUCUGA
Ornithodoros turicata is the source of this 516-nucleotide messenger RNA. RefSeq lists its product as uncharacterized. Lineage: Eukaryota; Metazoa; Arthropoda; Arachnida; Ixodida; Argasidae. The record is from RefSeq and is a predicted model, not a curated record. Bases 1 to 516 code for a protein of 171 amino acids. The transcript is spliced from 2 exons.